Messenger RNA from Coffea eugenioides, 2427 nucleotides. Its product is annotated as centromere protein C. Gene Ontology annotation, biological process: spindle attachment to meiosis I kinetochore; kinetochore assembly; attachment of mitotic spindle microtubules to kinetochore. Bases 117 to 2066 code for a protein of 649 amino acids. Lineage: Eukaryota; Viridiplantae; Streptophyta; Magnoliopsida; Gentianales; Rubiaceae. The transcript has 12 exons. Gene Ontology annotation, molecular function: centromeric DNA binding. Gene Ontology annotation, cellular component: kinetochore. The record is from RefSeq and is a predicted model, not a curated record.
CAGAACACACACUGACAAUAUUCAUCAGUAAAUUUAACCAGUGAUAUAUUUCUAUCCUGCUUCAAAACUCACACCAUUUCCAUUUUCAGCCGCGUGCUUAAACUGAUGAUACAAAUAUGGCAACCGAAUCUCUGAUGGUAUCCGAAUCGGUGGAUCCACUACAGUCGUUAUUUGGACCUUCUUUGUUCCCUCGAGCAAUUGUUAGGGCUCCGACGGAUCCCGCGAUGCCAUCUGACCCCAAAGAUCUGGAUUCAGUUCAUCACCUCAUGAAAUCCGUGGCAUUAAGCAGUCCUGAAAAGCUUUUGGAUGCGGGAAAGGCUAUUGUUGAUAGGGGUCCAGAGCUUCUGAACUCUGAGUUUGAAAAGUUUGCGAAAUCCAUUGGAAUUGAUAAAGAAGCUCUUCGUCCACGAGGCAAUGAAAAGCCUCAAGAAAGAAGGCCUGGCCUUGGUCGUCCACGGCCUCGAUUUUCUCUAAAGCCGAACACAAAUAAGCCUUCUGUGACUUUGGAGCCAAGUUGGGAUAUUGAUCGCCUUCAGGAUCCAGAAGAGUUUUUCUCUGCUUUUGAGAAAGCUGAAAAUGCUAAAAGAGAAAUACAAAGACAGGAGGGUGGAAUUAUGGAUGACUCUGAUAAGUAUGAUUCAUCCACUCGUAACCGUCCUCGUCGACCUGGAAUUUUAGGGAAAUCAGUCAGUUACAAACAUCGAUAUUCGUCAGUGUUUCUGGAGAGUGGUGACAAGCCUAUAUCGUCCCAGGGGACAGGGGGGCUGGAUCUUCUGGGUGCACCUGGUAAUGUUGCUGACACUGAAACACAAGAGACAGAUGUGGCUGUUUCUACAGGAUCAAUAACAAUGACUGAAAACAGAGUGAAUGGCAUUUUGGAUGAACUAAUCUCAAGAACCAGCCAAGAUCUAGAUGCGGAUGAGGCAUUGUCUCUCUUGCAAGAAAGAUUUAAGAUCAAACCUAUUGAUCUGGACAAAACAUGUGUUCCUCUUUUUCAGGAUAUUGGGAGGACUGAUUUCAUGGCACUGGGAGAAAAGGUCCCAAAUGUUAGGAAGACCUUAUCAAACAUAUCUAAUCUGGUCAAACCAUUAAGUGGGGAAACAACUGUUAAUUGUGAAAAAGCAGCAGAGAUUUCCAUCAGUCCUAUAGCUUCACCUACCCCACCAAAAAGUCCAUUUGCCUCAAUAUCUUUGUUGAAAAAGCGCAGUACAUAUUCCAAUUCACUGAGGGACCCGUUUUCUCCUUUUAGUGUUGAUUUAUUGGAGCCUAGAAAUCCAGCAGGAUCUCAAACUGACUUGGCAGAUAAAGGCAGUGGCAGUGCAUUACUUGAAAGCUCUAGUGAAUGCAACACAUGUAGGGGUGCAGAAACAUUGCUUGAAAACUCUAAUGAGCGCAACACAAGUAGGGGAGCAGAAAGUAAUGAUUCAGCAGAUGGAACAGACAAACAAAUAGAGAAAGAUGGAGAUAAGUAUGAAUCUGCAGGACGAUCUGUUAAAACGAAUUCCCAUGGUCAUGACUCCACACCAGUUGGUAUUGACGCUGGUCUUCACAUGCAUGCAUCUGUUGAGGUUGAAGGUAUACAAUCCAAAGUUGCCAUCCCUGCUCGUCCAGAUGCGAACAUGGACAAAUCACCAGUCAUGAUUAAUAUGCAUGGAAGUCAGCCUCUCUCUGAUCAACUAAAUACAGCUGCAAUUGAAGACAAUACUGUAGUUAUUCCCUCAACAACAGCAGAGAUUAAUGCAAAGAAAAAUUCUGAGAACCUUCCAGCCAAGGAGCAAGGGAGGACAAAAAGACCAUGGCGUGAAAUUCAUGAAUUGAAAGCACUUGCUCGUAGGAAAAGCAUUCAAGAAGCUGGCACUUCAUUUGAAUCUGGGGUAAGGAGAAGCAAGAGAAUCAAGACUAGACCUUUAGAGUACUGGAAAGGCGAAAGAUUUUUAUAUGGUCGUGUGAAUGAGAGUGUGAAGCUGAUCGGACUGAAGUACAUAUCUCCUGCUAAAGGUGAUGGACAAUUGAAGGUGAAAUCUUAUGUGCCGAAUGAGAUUCUUGAAGUUGCAGCUCGUCUAUGACUUUAGCUUCAUUCCAACAUUCUUUCGGAAAGGGAUGUAUUCUGUCUCAAUCAGAAUUUGCUUUGGCUUAAUCUCUCUCCUCAAAUUGUGUAGUGGCUAUCAACAGUCUGAGUUGAUGUAAUGAUAGGUUAGAAUUUUUUCUAACCUCAUGCAUCUUGUGCUUGUUUUUUAUUGAUGGGGCAUACUGUGGUGGUACUUGGUCGCUGUUUUGCUGUUUAAGAGUACAGGAUAUUGCCACCUCUGCACCCUAUCAUAUUGGCUAUCCCACCAGUCAAGUAGCUACGACGGUAUGAGAUUUGUUUCACUGUACUUUAUCAUUAAAUUACAGUUUAUAUGAUGUGCAUAUUAAAUUUCCAUUGUA